Molecule: messenger RNA, 4053 nt
Organism: Linepithema humile (Argentine ant)
Lineage: Eukaryota; Metazoa; Arthropoda; Insecta; Hymenoptera; Formicidae
Source: RefSeq, a predicted model, not a curated record
CCGUCUGGUCUCGCCAGACAUUCGGAGCCGAUCGAUCAUCUCCAUCUCCGUUUCCGCGAAUCAUCUCGCCGAAUCCGCGUACACGUGACCGUGACCGCUCCACGUGCCCGAUUCCGUCGACGUGUCGUCGGGAUAACGAACCUCGUCGAGGUGAUAGAAGCUUGUCAAUCCUGUUCGUCUUCAGUAACGACCUUUCGACCGUGACAAUAGUCCGCCCACUUGAGACGCAAUUACUCCGCUAGUGGCGUUGUUCCAUUUUAUUAUUUAUAGACGGCAGGUGUGAUUACAUUUAUUUCUUGAAGAACUGGAUAAGAUUAAUCUCAGGGAUUUGAGAUGAGCUGAAAUCCAACUAAAUCUUGUUUUUUUUUUCAAACUAUUAAAAGAAUCAUCGUUAUUUAUAGACAACUCGUCUAUAAAUCUUCAUCUUCGUCUUCAUUCGAACAUUAUUACAUAAACGCAAUCGAGAAUUGAUUGACUCAAUAAAUCCAGAUCUCUCUCGAAGCUCCACUUAUUGUCAGAUAAAUGAGUAUCGAAAUAGGCAUCUCUCUUUGUCUAUGGAUCGGUUUAUUAUUUCAUUUUCCGAAGUAUUCGGAUUACACGACUGCUCUCAUCUUCUUUGUUUCUAAAGCAUCGCUGGAAUUCUUGGAAUGUCAAUAAAAGAAUAAAAUAUAAUUUCGAUAUUCUUUGCUUAAUUCUUCCAAUAUUAACUUUCGUCAUCAGUAGGCGAUUUUGUAUUCGAUCGUAUUUGCAAAUAUUCUUUUAUCAUAAGUUUCAGACGUUUCUCAUUAUUUUUUGAUCCCCACUGUAUUGUAGGUAUUUCAUAUUACGGAGCCAAGUGUCCAUAUUUUCUUUGCGAUUACGUACGCGAGAUACGCUAUUUCCUUGGGCGAUCACGGUCGCGAGAUCGAGAAAGGAAAGACGCGUUGUGUGGAGGCGUUGCAUGUUAUUUGAUCUUCGGAAAUUAACUACAGCUGCCUUCUGGAGUGGGAUUAAGGUGUCGUUUGGUCCAGCUAGAACGAGUCGCGCUAGUUCUGCUCUAAUUUGAGGUUUAUUUUUAUCUCAAGCGACCAGAGUGAAGUCAGAGCACAACAUACGGCGUGGCGGAUUCAGUUCGCGUGUGAUUUACAGAGAAUCUGGACGGAGGCGGCGGUUAUCGUUAUCGAUAACGUGCGGCGUACAUUUUUGGCGUGACAAUCUUUUCGCUUGUUUACACUCUCGGAUCAUCAUCGAGAAAGUGCCGGCGUGAGAUUCUUGAAAACGCGCAAAAAUGGCGGAUGUGAUGAGGCCGGUCUCACCGAUUUCACCGGUUCGUCUGGCGACGAUUCAACGUCAUGCACGGUGGGAGCAAUACGUUAAUGCUCUACUGGCGGACCUGCAGAACACCGUGUCGACGGAAGGAAAUCACGUCGGCGGUAAUGCGACACCCGGUUACGGAUCGCUGAACGGCGCACGCACCCACGUGACCACCGGGUACAGAUCUUACGACAAUCGGACCUCGCCGUUGCCGCCGCAAUCGCCGACUUAUCAGAAUCGCGAGGCGAUAGAAGAAACCAUCGGUAAAACCGGAAGCGCGUCUUACACCCAGUCCAUCACCGGCAGCAAGAUGCCCUCCCUCAAUAACAAUCUUUCCGAACUGGACACCCUCCUGCAAGAUCUGAGCAAUGCACGCUAUAAUGCUCACUAUCAAGAAAGAGACAGUCGCGUGUCUACAGCGGGGAUUAACGGAGGUGCGACCAGCCCCAUGCUCCGUUCCCCAAGUAGCCUGUCAGCCUCCCGACCCACCGUCGAUUCGUUGCUCGAAGAGCUAAGCACCGCCGUGCCUAAUGGAGACUACCCCGCUGACGGAAAAGUGAGGGUCACCAUACAGGAGACGUCGACGGAGAUACAGCCGGUAUACGACGGCUAUCCCUCUAGUCAGCACGGAUCGCUGAGUCGAACCGAGAUCCAGAGGAGUUACCCUAACGGUCAUACCGCAAGUAACGCCACCAAGGAGCUGGACGACCUAAUGGCUUCGCUUUCCGAGUUCAAGAUCAACAGCGGCACCCACCAGCACCAGACGGUGACCGACUCCCCGUACGCGAAGCCCAACAAGGCCACCAAGAGCUCGCAGAGCCCGCUGCCCGCUGCCGAGGGCACACAGACCCGCGUGCACAUCACCGAGACUCAUACCACUCAUCUCUAUCAGCCGCAGCAUCCGGGAGAGAGCCAGUUCAUCAAACAGAAUCAGUUGGAUUCUAUGCUCGGCAAUCUCCAGGCCGACAUGAGCCGCCAAGGUGUCAACACGACUCAGAAGGGAUGCUGCAACGCCUGCGAGAAGCCCAUCGUGGGCCAGGUGAUAACGGCCCUGGGCAAGACGUGGCAUCCGGAACACUUCACGUGCACCCAUUGCAACCAGGAGUUGGGCACGCGAAACUUCUUCGAGCGAGAGGGCCAUCCUUAUUGCGAGACGGAUUAUCACAAUCUGUUCUCGCCCCGCUGCGCUUACUGCAACGGGCCCAUUCUCGAUAAAUGCGUGACUGCUCUGGAGAAGACCUGGCACACCGAGCACUUCUUCUGCGCCCAGUGCGGCAAGCAGUUCGGCGAGGAAGGCUUCCACGAGCGGGACGGCAAGCCGUACUGUCGCGAGGAUUACUUCGACAUGUUCGCGCCGAAAUGCGGCGGCUGCAAUCGCGCCAUUAUGGAGAAUUACAUAUCCGCGCUCAACAGCCAGUGGCAUCCGGACUGCUUCGUCUGCAGGGAUUGCAGACAAAAGUUUCAGGGAGGCUCUUUCUUCGAUCAUGAAGGAUUGCCAUAUUGCGAGACACAUUACCACGCUAAGAGAGGAUCCUUAUGCGCAGGAUGUCACAAACCCAUUACCGGUCGCUGCAUAACAGCGAUGUUCCGGAAAUUCCAUCCCGAGCACUUCGUGUGCGCGUUUUGUCUGAAGCAACUGAACAAAGGCACAUUCAAGGAACAAAAUGACAAGCCAUACUGCCACGGUUGCUUCGACAAGCUCUUCGGAUAAAUAACUCAUUAUCUUCGAAAUAUAUAUUUUGUAAUAUAAUAACGAAAUGAGAGAUUUCGCUCUCUCUCUCUCUUUCCGUGACGUUUUACUACUCUUGACGAAAUAGGUACAUAUUAAGAUAUAUACUUACUUGCUUUGAUUGUCUAUAUAAAAGCGCGAAACAAAGCUCACAAUGCCUGAAAUAGUCUUUUAGAGAGUUUUCAUUUUUUUAUAAAUAUUGACCUUCGGAUAGUGCAAUCGAGAGAAUAGAAUGUCAAUUGUUAAAGAUUAUCGUAAAGAAAUUAGAAAAACUCCGCAGACUGCCCUUUUUAAUGAAGAUUGACGAAUUCAGUCAAUUUUCUUUCAGAGAAAAAAGGAGAUCGAAGUACAUUUUAAGAUUAUUAUAUCGGAAAAUAAUAUAAGCGAAUAAAAUCAUGUUCUUCAGUUAACGCCGUUCAAUAGAAAUUUACUUUAGGAAUGUCAAAAUACUUCACAUUAAAAUGAAAAAAAGAUCACGACGAAUCUUUUUUUCUAUAAAAUUUUCAUUGAAAGAAAAACGGAAUUUCGUCCGAGGAUUCAUAGACACGGCAAAACGUGCAAUAGAAAGUUCACGUCUCUUGUUAAAUUGCGUGUUUAAAUUGAUAAAUUGCGAAUUACUCAGUUUAAGUCUAUUGUGUCGUUUAAAGAUUAAUGAAAAGGGUGCUAUAUAAUAGUUUAUCAUUACUAAUAUGUAUCGAUAGUAUAUUUAGUAGAUAUAUAUUACCCGUUCGAGCAAGUAUUUGUACAACAUCGGUCCUUUGCCGCCAAAUAUUUGCCUGAUGAAAGCUCUUCCCACGCAGUGUUUUAAAAUUUCAUAUAUUUAUAAAAUAUUUAUAUAGAAUCACUCGUAUAGAGUAAUCAGUUUUAACGAAUAUUACCGCAUUAAAAGUUUACAAGUUUCAAAGACGCCCACUGUAUCGAAUUAUACAUGUGAGAAAGAAAAUAAUAGAGGGAAUUAGGAAAAAAGAGAAGGAACGAGUUCGCAUAAUUGUAUGACGCUGCAUCGAAUAAAUAAGACGAUAAAUAGGCCA